AUGAAGCAGGAGACUCUCUGUGCCUUCCCUGUGGAGCUCUUCUCAGUGGGCGAUACGGGUGCCUCCUCUAGCAAGGGCGCGUGCGCGUGCGCCAUUGUUGGCCUCCCGUCUCGACCUCCCAAGUACAGUCUCGUGUGCUACAAUGUACAGCAGAUCACGUUCUGCGUGGCGCGCAUGAACUAUGUGGAUGGCCACAAUACAUCGCUGCGCCUUCUCACUCAUGCGUCAUCGGGGCACAUCUCCUUCAUCGACGAUGCAGAGCAGCGCUGGAGUGUCUACUUUGCCGACGCGGCCCAGAGGAUGCGCUUCUUGGCGUGCUGCGGUCUUUCCUUCUACGCCCUCUUCGGUGCUCCGGUGACAUCAGUUUUCAGCUACGAUGUGAGCUCCCCGUCGUCGUCGCUGCGUCUUGAUGUCGGCGACAGAGCCCACAUGAGCUUUAGUUCCUACGAGCUAAUCGAGAAGGAUGGUAUGUACGCUGUCGGCGCUCUUGGAGAACAACGAGGCAACGCGGUUGCUGCGGCCAGCGUUCCUCAGGAACAGCCGCCCUCCUAUGUGUUCCAGCCCAGUAGCAGUGCUGCGCAGCUUGCACAAGGCUGCUUCGGCUUCGAGGGCAGCGUCGUGGGUAUGCGUGAAGAGGACGUGCGAGUCUUCGUCGUACCCGCGGGUUUCACCACACGCGUGUCGGACUCUCUCGCGAACGUUUCUACCCAGGGAAUGGUGUUUGUGACUUGCUUGGUGCGCGUCGAGCACGUACCCGAGGAGCCUGCAUCGGCAAAGCAGGCCACUGACAACGGGCAAAGGCCGCCGCCGUCUGUGUACGCGACGACAGGGGAAGGUGAGGACGUUAGGCAGGCGCCUGCGUCCUUGGAACAGGGGCUGAUGGUUGUCGCGGCGACGCCGACCCCCUCUUCUGCUGCGUCUACCGUCCCUGCGUUUCUGAGCACCAACGGCAUUCCGGCAGAGCACAUGUCGGUGCUCCGCAAAGUGGAGCUUGGCCUUAACACGGCCGCGGCAGCCGCACGGGACGUGCACGGCGUGACUGCCAUCUUCUCUCAGGACUGGCACCGGCAAGUUGAGCGCCCCAAGCCGUCUCUGCUGAGCAAUCGCGCUCUCCUCGAGCAGGUGCAACGGGUGGUGCAAGAGGAGGAGACGGCGCAGGAGCACCUCGAUCAGUGCAACCGCGCCAUUCAGGCCCUCGAGGCCCGUAAUAACGAGCUCCAACAGCGCAUUGAACGCACCAUGAGUGACUCGCAGAGGCUGCUGGAGGAGAAGAACACCGCCGCCACCAAAGCUAUGGAGGCACGGCUGGAGCGAGAUCGGCAGCUCGUAAAGCUGAAGGACGCGCUUCUUUUAAAGCGACAAGAGCAAGACGAUCUGCAGCGGCACAUUAGGGCCUUGCAGCAUGCCGUCGAUGCCUCGAACGAGGAGUUGCGCCAGGUGCAGGGCCGCCUCGAUGUCCAUCAGGUCGAGUCCACGAGCACGGCAGAGCGGGUCUCUGCGAUGCAAGAGUCUCUCAGCGAAGAGCGGCACCGCAACGCAGCGCUGAUCGCCAAGUCGUCCGCCACCGAGGAGGCAGUUCACAAGGCACAGGCUCAGCAUCGACUGGCUGAUGGACAGCUGACCGCCGCGCGCGGCUUGGCAGAGCGAGAGCGUCUGCGCUACCUACAGAUGAUGGAGGAGGAGCGCAGUCACCGUGCCACCGACGCAGAUAUACUGCGCAAGGACAUCGUCGAUGAGCUGGACGCACGCGAGCGGCAAUACCAGGUGGAUCGCUGUCGGCUUGCCGAGGAACAGUUUAUGCGAGGACUGCGCGACGGCAAGGCGGAGGGCCGCCGUGCUGCGGAGACAGACCUGCUGGGACACCAGGACGAGUUGCGGCUGAACUUGCAGCGGGCCAAGACGGAGGUCGAAACACGCAAGGAGGAGGUACGCCGAAGCAUCGAGUCCGCCAUGGCACUGCGCCGCACUCUGGGUGGAAAGGUGGCUGAGCUGGAGGCACAACUCACCUCCGCCACGCGGAAGCAGACACAUCUGCAGUACAAGCUCGCGCAGUGGCAGACACGGUGCCGCACGGCACGGGACACGGUGAGUCAGCACUGGCGUGCGUUGCUCAGCUACGCCACCCACCCGUGCACGCGGGAUGAGCUGCUAAAGAUGAUGGAGGAGGUGCGCACCGCUGAGCAGACGAGCUACGUGGACGGCGACGACGACGAGAGCUGUGACGAGACCGGUGGCCCGGUGCGAGUGGAUCUGCAGUUUCAGCUCGACCAUUGGCGGCAAAGCCGCAUCCGCAGCAUUGCGCAGCGCCAGCGGUGGCUUUGGGAUGACAUGCUGGACCUAUACAUGAAAGGCGCAUUCUACCACUUCGACCACGAGUGGCUGCAGCCACUGAUGGCGGCGCACGUCGCAACGCUAGAGGCGGUGGCGCAGCUGUACGCACAGCAGCACGGCGACCGCGCGCUCUUUGACUGCUGCGUGAAGGAGGCGCAGGGGCGGUGGUCUGUGCAGCAGGAGUGGUGGUCUACCGUUCACCAAAUCGAGACGUGGCUGGCCGCUCAGCGCACGGCGCAGGAGAACUUGAAGGCCGAGGAGGCGACGGCGCGCCAGGCGCUGUGGAAGUCGUACAUGGACGGCGGUGAGGCGGUGAUGCAGCUCUGCGCUUCGCAACUGCGGGCACAAGUGAUGCUGUUGCAGCGGGAAAUGCAAGCAAGAGAUGAGCUGGCGUUGGAAGAAGAGCGACGGUGGCGGCUACUGCCGGAGGAGGCGCAGCAGCAAUGGGUUGCGGCGUUCUCCUCUAUUUUGCGCCUGCUGGAGGAAGAGGAGGAGGCUGCUCGUGCCGGCCUGGAGGCGGAGGCUUACACGUCCUACAGUGGCCUGCAGUUUCAGUGUUCCUAUUCCCUUCACCUCGCGGAGCAGCUCAGUGCACAGCACGCGGAACAGCAGCGUCUCUUGGCUGAAGAGACGGCGGCGCGGCAGGCCUUAAUGCGGGAGGUAGCGGAUGCGGCAGAGCUCUGGGACCUUGCUGCCAUACCUACUGUUUCCCCUGCUAAAGUAUCUGCGGCGUCGCCAACCGGGGUAGCGGAGGAAGUGGUCAGCACUGCUAUCGUUCCUCCGCCUUCACCUGUGACGGCCAUGUAUAGUGCGUCAUCGCCCCCUCCGCCAGUAGAAGAGACCUCAGCUAGCCCUGCCCCAUCCCCUUGCAGCCCAAUCCCUGCUCAUUCUCCAUUGUCACCCACCCACUCCGUCGAAGACCCAGUUUCGACGGUUGACGAGAGCGUGCUGACACCCCAGGCGGCAAGUGUGCCGACACCUGCACAUGAUAUUCCGGUUGCCGCACCAUCAGCUGACGCUACUGCCACGCUGCAGUAUGCGGGUCUGCCACCACCUCUACCGCCUGCACCAGCGGCAGGGCCCGCCUUUGGCUUCGCCGAUCCUCCGCGUGCUGCGUGGGCCGAUCACAGCAGUGGCAAUGAUGGAUUUAACCGACUUGGGGAUGGGAUGCCAGCGACAACUGCUGAGGCAUUCUUCUCUAGUGAGCCCCCACCCCUUCCGCCGCCAGACGAGAACGACGCUUCGACGGAGGCUAUGACGCGCCAGAGCGGGCUGCAGAGCGCCAGUACUUCUUGUGCAGUCGCCGCAGCGGCUCCUCCACCUCUGCCGUCUGAGGCGGCAGCGGUCGUCCAACAGCGCGUGUCUGGCCUACACAACGUGUCGUCUUCGGGCGAGAGCACGUCCUCAUUUCAGAGGACUUCGCUUGUUUCAUCUGCGGAGAAGGUGGGCGAGGCUGCUGCGUCUCGCAUCACGACUCCGCUGCAGCGCGACACUGUCGAACGAGAGGAGGGGGCAGCGGCUGGGAAAGGUUCACCGUCUUCGACCCAGCAUAGGCACCUGCACGCCUUUGGUAGCGACUCCAGCGACGCGGAUGAAGACAUCAGCGGUGCUGUGGCCAGUGGACGUGGGUCUCAGCAGUCCCCGACGAGCGUGCCGCGCUGUGCUCAUGGGCCCACCGCCAAGCAGUCAGCUGCAGCAAGUCCUCAAAGGAAGCCGAAGCUGUUUGGCAGCAGCAGCAGUGAGAGUGAGGACGACGAGUGA
Messenger RNA from Leishmania braziliensis MHOM/BR/75/M2904, 4092 nucleotides. RefSeq lists its product as hypothetical. The record is from RefSeq and is a predicted model, not a curated record. NCBI's taxonomy places the organism in Eukaryota, Euglenozoa, Kinetoplastea, Trypanosomatida, Trypanosomatidae. The coding region runs from base 1 to 4092 and encodes 1363 amino acids. The transcript has a single exon.